AUGGCUGCAACUGCGCCAUCCAAGAGAAAAUACCCGCUUAUUCAUUCCUCAACCGACUCAAAACCCGACAAUGCAGCUCGCAAGCGUGCCAAAAAUCACGAUGCUCGUGCUCUGGCCGUACAGUCCGCCGAUGCAGCUCUCUCUGCUACCGGGGAGCUCGAUGUUGCCGCCUACGUAGGAGCCCGCGAAUAUGAGAUUCGAGCUCUGGAAGCUGGUAUCGAUAAAUCGAAAGGGGCGCUGGCGAGUCGCGCGUUUCAGAAAGUGCCUAGGUCGCUGCGGAGAAGGACUGCGAGUCAUAAUGUGAAGAGGGUGCCGAAGAGGUUGCGGGCAAGAGCUAAGAGGGAGAUGAUAGAAGAUAAUACUCCCACGGUGACUUCUCGACGACGAAAGCCUACCAAAAUACUGCGAAUCCGCUUAGAAACAGCGCGCCGACUUCAGAACCUAAAUCAAAAAACAAAAGAGAAACGUGCAGCUCUGAAAACAAAGCGAGAUGAGGAAGCACAAGGCAAGGCUUCGACUGAAGGAAGCCAUACUCACAAAAUCGCUCCACGAGUUCCCAAAAUUAAGAAGAACAAACUGUCACAACCAUUACCGCCCGCAUCGAAGUAUAAGAAACGUCAGCAAUCAAAGACUUGGCUGCCUACGCACAUGUUUCACGCAAAACGGGCACAUAUGACUCCUCCAGAAGAACCGCUUUGGAGAUUUGCGGUUCCAUUGACGCCCACGGAAAAGAGUUAUCGGCCUACUCAUCGAGCUGCGGGAGCGAGGGGCGCUAUAGCAUGGGAUUCGAGCUAUAUGUCUACCAUUCAACUGGAGGGGACAUUUUUUGCAUUAGAAAUUGUCCUGAAGAGUCUACGUAUUGAGGGAUAUGAGUAUUGGGGAUCAAAGGGAAGGAAAUGGAGACAAGGUACAAGAGUGCUUCAAAAAUGGGUGUACGAAGCAGGCGAGGACAAGAAACCUAUAGCGCCAGUGACUUUGAUAUGGUGUGCUAAAAAACCGAAAGUCGAGGAGGAUCAAAAAAUGUCUAAUUCUGGCGAUACAUCAGCAUCGAAAAAGCGACAAGCACGCGACAAAUUGUUCAUUCGUGUCCAUCCGUCUGCGUUUCUUCAACUUUGGAACACGCUUUUGCAAGUAUGUAAGCAGCAGAAUCCGCCUGUCUCGGUUCAAGACUUGCGGUUUGAUAUUGGAAGCAUUGAGAUCACAGGGCCUGGGUCAACGGAGGCACUCCUUGCUACGAUGCGUCCUUUCAAGUCAAAUGAGCCGGAGGAGAAAGAUGGUGAUAAUCACUCUACGACAUGGAAAUCUCUUCUCGGUGUUACGAAUCCGUCCUCAUUACCAAAAGGAGCUCUGUUGUCUUUUUCCAUUAGCGACCCUCGACUACACUACCCUGUGAAAACUCUCAAGCCCUCGACAUCUGAAUCAGAUAUGAAUAAUCUGGCAACUAUACUGUCUUCUUGGCCUCCAGAUCGUUACCGGAGCUCGCCAGAUCUGUUCGACCGCUCUGCACGACUGACCGCAAGCCGUCGUCUACCGAGCCAAAAAGCCUUGAAUCGGCGGAGGACAUUGGCUGGCCCGGGAGUGCCACUCAAAGCGCAAAAUACUGAUCCUCAAAUACCCGUCAUGGUAUAUGCAUCACGGCCAGAAAGCGGUUCAAACAUGAACAAUCACGGUACCUGGACGGUUCUCUUACCCUGGAGAUGUGUCACGCCUCUGUGGUAUGUGCUCAUGUAUUACCCACUAUCUAGUGGAGAUAAACCUCGGUUUGGCGGUAUCAAGGAACAACGCCAGUUAGCAUUUGAGUAUGGGCAGCCAUGGUUUCCGGGCGAUUAUCCUGGAACACGUGCCGGCUGGGAAUGGAAUGCUCGGGAAGACGAAGAACGGAAGAAAGAGUGGGAAAGGAGGCCCAAGGGGAAAAGAAUUGAAUAUGACAGUCUUGACCUAGUCCAGAAGAUGCAGUCGGACAUCAUGGAUGAGACACAGGACACAGAGAGCAGCGGCUUGAAGGAGACGUUAGACUCCAAGUCGGAUACCCUACCCCAGCUGAGUAUUGAACAUUGGAGAUUGGAUGCCAGAACCGCAUCAGAACUGAACACAAGUGCACGAACUUGGAAGUUCCCUGACGAUAAACCCGAAACGCCGGUUCAAUUCUCUGCCAAUUUGGUAGAGGCUCUACAAUCCAGCAAAGAGACCGACUCAUCCCGUGCCAAAUCUCUCGAAUUACACAUCCAAGCGCGCGUCGCUGAAGAACUAGAACGCCUACGACAACGGGAAAAACAAACUCUGGAAGAAAUUGAGAAGCGCGUUGCCGCCGAGUUACCGGACCGAAAAGUCUCUGGGUUAACAGCCCCGUCGUUGUCGACAUCAUUUGCUGCACCGGCUGGAUCUUUGGACCUGGAUGCUCCUCGAAUCCCAUUUGCCGGACGAGAAUUCGAUGCGCCUUUGUUCCCUAUUGACCCUGCCACCAUCGCCCCGCCACAAGCACCUUCUCAGCAGACUCCCGCCGUCGUCGACCCGUCGCGCGAAGCUGUGUUGAAGGAUAUCGAGCGUCUGCGAACCAAACUCGAGUCACGGAAGAAACUGUCCGCACUUGACGAGAAUGUUGAGCGCGCCAAGACCGAGGUUGUGAAUUGCCUGAGAAUAAACGACCGACGACCUCUGGACUGCUGGAAGGAGGUUGACUCGUUCAAGCGGGAGGUUGCGAAGCUGGAGCAGGCUUUUGUGGAUAAGUGCCACGCCAACUGCACUCUGCAUUCUGCUUAUCCCUCGCUCGCGGUUUUUGCAGUGACCUGUCAAAGUCUAUCUCCCCUGGUCAAUCGCAUCCUCAUCGUUGCAUCCCUCGGUGUCGCUAUCUGGAGGUCACAUCGGCCGUCGCUUCACAAACGAGUCAGGCACUCCACAACGUCGACGAUACUCCACGCAUGCCUUAUGACGGCCAAGUUCUCCGAGUCCGAUUCUCAGUCUGCGUCCCCGCGCGAAGACGCAACAUGGACUCAUCUCGUCCAAUCCAGCGUGCCGGGGCUAGGCUUCCUGUUUGAGGUCACCGGCAAGCCGUGGACUGCAUGGCUGGGGGUUCUGGGGCUUGUGUUUGCAGCGACCAUUGCUGGGCUGCUGGGGUUUGGCGGAGGAAUGCACCACAGAUAUGCGAAUGAUGAAAACUAUUACGCGGACUUCCUUGGAAGCAGUGGUACCACUGCAAGCAGCUGCCCCUCAUCCGCGGCUGCCACUGAGAUCAUCGCUCCCGACACUUUUUAUUCUUCAUUUAAUCCGCUUUGCGACGCUCCCUCUGCCUGCACUUCUUCUUCACUCACUUCUACGUGCGCCAAUCCCCUGAAUAUCCUCUCCUCAUCUUUACUUCCCUCCUCCACGUCGUCCCCCGCCGGCAUGAUCAUGGCUGCUCCCGGCCCCUCCCUCGACGCCGCGUUGCGGGUAGCACGCGAGUUCGAUCUCCCCUCCGACCAGGUACAGCGCGGGGUUGACGAAUUUCUGAGCCAGAUGGGCGAAGGCCUGGCAAAGAAUGGGACAACCCUUAGCCAGAUUCCUACAUACGUGACCAGCGUUCCCAAUGGUACCGAAAAGGGCCUCUAUUUGGCCGUCGACCUCGGUGGGACCAACUUCCGGGUCUGUUCUAUCAGCCUUAAGGGUGAUAGCACUUUUGACCUUACACAAAACAAAGUCGCAAUUCCCCGCGACAUGAUGGUCGCUCCGUCAUACAAGGAAUUGUUCAAGUUCCUCGCCAGUCAAAUCGAAGCCUUCCUCGAAGAACACCACAACGACCACUUUGAAGCCACCGUCCGACGACGCCGCAUGACCGGCACCACCGAUCAAUACCGCCGCGAGGAAAUUUUUGAUCUCGGUUUUACGUUCAGUUUCCCCGUUGACCAAACAUCCAUCAACAGAGGUACUCUAAUCCGAUGGACGAAAGGAUUUGAUAUUCCGGAUGCUGUCGGAAAGGAUGUCUGUUUGAUGCUGCAAGAUGCUAUCAAUGAACUCCGCCUUCCCGUCCGAGUGGCAGCUUUGGUGAAUGAUACCGUUGGCACAUUGAUGGCUCGUUCCUAUACUGCUCCGGGUAAAACAGAGACUCUCAUCGGUGCUAUUUUCGGCACAGGAACCAACGGCGCUUACGUCGAGAAGCUUGACAAGGUCACAAAACUCGAUGUCAAGAACGACAAGACAAUUGACAACAACAAGAAUCAAAUGGUCAUCAACACGGAAUGGGGUAGCUUCGAUAACCAUCUUAGCGUCCUUCCCAACACCAUUUAUGAUCAGCAACUAGACGCAGAGUCGGUCAACCCCGGUAUCCAAAUGUUUGAAAAGCGCGUGUCUGGCAUGUUUUUGGGAGAGAUCCUUCGCCGUGCUAUUUUGGCAUUGUCCAAGGAUGCCUCAGCUAAGCUGCUGCAAGCUGACGGCAGCUCGAUACCUUCCGACUCACCGCUAUACCAGAUCUGGGGCAUCGACACCAGCUUUUUGAGUAUUAUUGAAGCAGACACCACGUCCGACCUCUCCGCAACAAAGGCUGCUUUGUCCGAACACUUCAAAGUGACCAAUCCUUCUACUGAUGCCGCCCAGGCAAUUAAAGCUAUUGGUCAUGCUAUCGCAAAACGCGCUGCUCGUCUUAGUGCCAUAGCUCUUGCAGCCAUUCUACUAGACACCAAGCGGAUAGACACGGACGAGACUGUCGAUAUUGGUGUUGACGGCAGCCUUGUAGAAUUCUACCCCAAGUUCGUGGACUAUAUGCGCGAAGCCAUGCGAGAAAUCAAAGGCAUUGGUGAGAAGGAAUCAAAAGUAAGAAUUGGUAUUGCCAAAGACGGCAGUGGAGUCGGCGCAGCUCUUAUUGCAUUAGUUGCUCACAAGGGAUAUGCCAUUGGUCCACGAUGA
Messenger RNA from Talaromyces amestolkiae, 4875 nucleotides. RefSeq lists its product as uncharacterized. The transcript has 9 exons. Lineage: Eukaryota; Fungi; Ascomycota; Eurotiomycetes; Eurotiales; Trichocomaceae. The record is from RefSeq and is a predicted model, not a curated record. Gene Ontology annotation, cellular component: mitochondrion; cytosol. Bases 1 to 4875 code for a protein of 1624 amino acids. Gene Ontology annotation, molecular function: ATP binding; mannokinase activity; D-glucose binding. Gene Ontology annotation, biological process: glycolytic process; glucose 6-phosphate metabolic process; intracellular glucose homeostasis.